Molecule: messenger RNA, 1807 nt
Organism: Nicotiana tabacum (common tobacco)
Lineage: Eukaryota; Viridiplantae; Streptophyta; Magnoliopsida; Solanales; Solanaceae
Source: RefSeq, a predicted model, not a curated record
AAGCCACCAAAUAUUGCGUGUGGCGACUUUAAUUAAACGAAUUUCAGGAUUGGGGAUUAGAGAGAGCAGAAUUCAGACGCUAACAAAUCCAGGACCUCCAAUGGCUUCCGUUCCUCUUCCUAUGGCAGUGGCACCACUAAAUUUGUCAUCUCUUUUCAUUAACUCUUCCUCUAACAAUCCUCCAAUCAGUUCACUUUGCACUGUUGGAUUUAAGCAGCUGGAGACGAAUCCAAAAAGGUUGAGGUCAUUUGUGCGUCGAGCUGCUUCAGUAACUUUUCGUGAUUUGGACGCCGAUGAUUUUAGACAUCCUCUUGACAGACAGAAUACGUUGCUUUUGAGAGCCAUACCUGGUCUCAACGACAUUGGAAAAGCCUUACUUGGGAGUGUUUCGGAGCAAGUUAUGCUUCUGGAGAACAUAGGAACAUCAGUUCUUGUUUCUGAAAAUCAGCUCCCUGAACUUCAUCGCUUAAUGGUUGAGGCUGCUAGAAUACUCAAUAUUGAGGCUCCUGACUUAUAUGUACGUCAAAGUCCUGUACCCAAUGCAUAUACUCUGGCUGUCAGUGGUAAAAAGCCUUUUGUAGUUAUUCAUACAAGCCUUGUGGAGCUGCUGAGUCGAAAGGAAUUGCAGGCAGUCUUGGCUCAUGAGUUAGGUCAUCUCAAAUGUGAUCAUGGUUUGUGGUUGACAUUUGCAAAUAUUCUCACUCUCGGUGCCUAUACUGUUCCUGGUAUUGGUGGUUUGAUUGCUCAGAGGCUGGAAGAACAGCUCUUCCGCUGGCUUCGAGCAGCAGAACUCACUUGUGAUCGUGCAGCACUUCUUGUUGCUCAAGAUCCAAAGGUGGUCGUUUCAGUACUAAUGAAAUUAGCUGGCGGCUGUCCAUCUCUGUCGGAUCAACUGAAUGUGGAUGCAUUCUUAGAGCAAGCUCGCUCUUAUGACAAAGCAUCUUCAAGCCCAGUUGGGUGGUAUAUUAGAAAUGCUCAAACAAGGCAACUUUCACAUCCACUCCCCGUUUUACGUGCACGCGAGAUUGAUGAAUGGUCGAGAAGUCAAGAGUAUAGGUCUCUUCUUAAGCGUGCAAUACAGACUGUGCAAAAUCUUUAGCACUGCAUGAGGAUGAAUGUCGAAAUUGAAUACGUGUAAAUAUCCAGGUAUAUGGUUUACUCUUAUAUGCUUUAAUGUCUAGGAAUUGGAGUUUUUUGUAAAUGUUUUAGUACUAUAUAUUCUUCCUUCCAUUUCGGAUUGGUUAGAGGGGUUGUUACUAAAGGUCUGAGGAGCAUUUACUUUCGCUAGGUCUGUAUAACUGUAUUAAAGCUAUUAGCUGAGCAGGAUUCCAUUUGAGAAUAUGCAAAGAAGCAUUUAUUAAGAAUAUAUAAACGUCAAAGGUGCAUGUUAAGCCAGAAUUGCUAACUUGCGCCACUACGAUGGCUCGCCGGAAACGGAGACCCCCUCAAGUCUAUACCCCAACUAUCACUACCAAAGUUCCCACCCUACAAUCAACCCAUUCACAAAGCCCUAAUCAGGAGAUAGAGGAACGAAAUACACAAGUGGAAGUUUCAGUGGAACAUGAAGACCAGUCGAAAUCUAAAAGUCAGAUGGUGGAGGAAGCUUCCCCAAAGGCAAGAUCUGUAAGGCAGAUUACUCUAGCUUCAGGGGUGACGCAAAAUCUAGCCCCAAUUCAACUAGGUAGCUGGAUUUCAGGGGAAUCGAACCAAAGGGAGAAGGAUAGCUAUAUGUCCUUGUAGAUUAUAGCUAUAAAUAAGGACCUCUUGUAUUGUAUUGAGUAUCUAAUAUCGAUAAUAUAUUUUCUCC